AUGCAUCGACUUUUUGCUGAGCUGGAGCCAUCUGUAACCGUCACCGAGCAAAACCUGGCAGACCGAGUUCGGUAUAUCUUGCGCUCAAAUACAUUUGAUGUUACCGAACUCAAACGGCUACGACGUGAGGCUGUUCCUUCAUCGGGUGAAAAUGCUGCGGCUGAGGAUACGGCGCCACAACUUGCUGAGCAAACGGCAAAUGUGGAUGCCGCUGUGAACACGCCAGUUGUGGUUGAUUCAGACGAUGAUGGGACAGUCGCCCAGAAACUGGAACUAGAGCAAAUGAGGAGUACAUUGGAAGAGGCGAUUGUGAAAACGCGCAGUACGCCUCUCGAAAAUCGACCGCGACUUCCCCGUUUAGACCUAAGCAAGCGGAAUCGGGCUGUCGUGAGGGCUCUGAACCCAAAGCUGGUUACCUAUUUGGAAGCCAGCCGGGACCUUGUCAAUUCUUUUUGGCGCCGCACUGGCAGUCUGCCGUAUUAUAGGCCCAAACUUUCCACGGCUGGACGCGCUACUGGACAAAGUAGUGCUAUCCCAGCCUGGAGAAUAAGAAUUGAAGAACGUAUCGCAAAGGCUAGGGCCCUCAUCGGCAGACUGAUAUGCUUCAGGUCAGGCAAUACCAGGCCAAGGAUUGUGCGCACCGUCAGGAUGGCGUUUGCUGGGACAAAUGUUAGUUUAUCCCAGCCGGAUAUAAUGCAAAAACUGACGGAGCGCAUAGACGACCUGAAGCAAAGAAUCGCUGCUUGGGGAAAGCGGAUUCGGCGAUAUACCGAGAGGUAG
Molecule: messenger RNA, 780 nt
Organism: Parnassius apollo (apollo)
Lineage: Eukaryota; Metazoa; Arthropoda; Insecta; Lepidoptera; Papilionidae
Source: the annotation of a GenBank genome assembly